AUGAGCAGCCAAGGCCCUCUGACAACCUAUCUGCUAGGAAGCGCGCCAGACGGCCUGGCCCGAGCAACAAACCACCCCUUUCUAGCAGCGGCAGGCAGCGGCACCCUCCCAAAAUCAACCCUAAGCCAAUGGCUCUCCCAAGACCGGCUCUACGCCCAAUCCUACAUCCGCUUCAUAGGCCUCCUCCUCGCAAAAAUCCGCCUUCCCUCGCAAGCCCCGUCAAGCCCAAACCCACUGCACAACACCCCCGAACAAAAAGCAAUCACAGUCCUCAUCGACGCGCUCGUAAACAUCCGCACAGAACUCUCCUUCUUCGAAACGACCGCAAACGACUACGGUCUCGAUCUCACAGCAAUCUCGUCCGAGGAAGGUGGUGGUGGUGAGCGUACCUCCUGCGGCUCUGGUAGAUGCAUCACCACCUCAGCUGGAAUCUCAACUACAGGCUCAAGCGCCUGCCCGGGUUCCACUGGCGGCCGCGAUGGGAAAGCCCUCCUAGCCCGCGACCCCUCAAUCGACGAUUUCGGGCCUGGCUCUGGCUCCCAGGGCGUUGCUGCUACUGGUUCUGGCGCACAAACCGCCGACCAUGCACUCUGUCGUUCGCAGGGCGAGUGUCAAAUGCCAGCCGGGAGCGAGAUGUGCGUGCCGCAACCGCAAUUCGACACACAGUCUGUUCAGAAUUUGUCGCCGUUUGGCAAGGUUUUGACGACUUCGUCUGCUACGGCGGAUGGGACUGGAGCUGGGACUGGUGGACCUGGACCUGGACCUGCUCGCUCGCCUGAAGCGAUGGAUGUUGUUACCGAGCUUGAGCGGUGCGGGACUAUUUCUUUCAGCGCUAGUCGGACGACGAGGGCUUAUAUCGAUAUGUUUAUGAGUGCCGGUAGUGCGGGGGUUUCGGUUUUGGAGGGGUUGGCUGUGCUGUGGGCUACGGAGGUUUGUUACCUGCGAGCGUGGAAGUUUGCGGCUGGGUAUAUGAGGCAGAAUGUGAACGAGAAGCAGGAUUAUAAGGGUGAUGCGGAUGGGGGAGCGUUGAGGGAGAAGUUUAUUGCCAAUUGGUCGAGUGAUGAGUUUGAGGGGUUUGUUAAUUCUAUUGGGAAUGUUGUUGAUGAGAUGGCUGAGCAGCUUAAGGGGGCUGAGGAGUCUGAGUUGAUGCGUGCGAGGUGUUUGGAGUGGUGGAAGCAGAUUCUUUGGUUGGAGGAGAGGUUUUGGCCGAAUGUUGAGCCUUAUCAGUAG
Molecule: messenger RNA, 1230 nt
Organism: Penicillium arizonense
Lineage: Eukaryota; Fungi; Ascomycota; Eurotiomycetes; Eurotiales; Aspergillaceae
Product: putative transcription regulator PAB1642
Exons: 1
Coding region: 1-1230 (409 amino acids)
Source: RefSeq, a predicted model, not a curated record